Messenger RNA from Amblyraja radiata (thorny skate), 1892 nucleotides. RefSeq names its product noelin-3. Gene Ontology annotation, biological process: signal transduction. The record is from RefSeq and is a predicted model, not a curated record. NCBI's taxonomy places the organism in Eukaryota, Metazoa, Chordata, Chondrichthyes, Rajiformes, Rajidae. Bases 63 to 1454 code for a protein of 463 amino acids. The transcript has 6 exons.
GGACGGAGCGGCCGGAGCUGACCAGCGGGCGGAACGGCGCCGGAGUCGGGCUGCGGACCGGGAUGUGGGCGGUGUGGAGGCGAGGCGGCUCCGGGCUCCUCUUGUUACUGCUGACGGUGCAGGGCGUCCGGUCUGUCAGGCUGAGGGAUGGAUGGCAAGUCUACAGCUCUGCGCAGGACCCUGGUGGACGAUGCAUCUGCACUGUGGUGGCUCCAGAGCAGAACCUGUGCUCCAGAGAUGCACGGACUAAGCAGCUCCAGCAACUCCUGGAGAAGGUGCAGAACAUGUCUCAAUCUAUUGAAGUUCUGAAUCUAAGGACCCAGAGGGACUUCCAGUACGUCUUGAAAAUGGAAAGUCAAAUGAAAGGAAUGAAGGGCCAGUUCCAUCAAAUCGAGGACAAUCGAAAGACAAUGAUGUCGAAGCAUUUCCAGGAGCUGAAGGUGAAGAUGCGUGAGCUCCUGCCGCUGAUCCCAGUACUGGAGCAGUACAAGACUGACAGCAAGCUCAUUCUGCAGUUCAAGGAGGAGGUGAGGAACCUGUCGGCCAUGCUGACCGGCAUCCAGGAGGAACUGGGUGUGUUUGAUUAUGAGGAGCUGCACCAGAGAGUGUUGAACCUUGAGACCAGGCUCCACAACUGCAUGAAGAAACUCUCAUGUGGCAAACUGAUGAAGAUCAGUCUCCCGAUCACAGUGAAGGCCUCUGGGACCAGGUUCGGGGCGUGGAUGACUGACCCUCUCGCGGCACAGACAGAGGACAAGGUGUGGUACAUGGAUGGCUACACGAGCAGCAAGAUGGUGCGGGAAUACCAAUCCAUGGCAGACUUUGUGAGCGGAGAGGAUUACCGGUUGUUCCGCCUGCCGUAUUCCUGGGCUGGCACCAAUCACCUGGUCUAUAAUGGCUCCCUCUACUUCAAUAAGUAUCAGAGCAACACGUUGGUCAGGUACAACUUCCAGUCAGGAUCCGUGCAGGCCCAGCGUAGCCUGGAGUACGCAGGCUUCAAUAACGUGUACCCGUAUACAUGGGGGGGGUUCUCAGACAUCGACCUGAUGGCCGACGAAGGGGGGGUCUGGGCCGUCUAUGCCACCAAUCAGAAUGCGGGGAACAUCGUGAUCAGCCAGUUGGACAGCCAGUCGCUGGAGGUGCAGCGCAGUUGGAACACGGGCUACCCCAAGAGGAGUGCUGGAGAGGCGUUCAUGAUCUGUGGCACUCUGUACGUCACCAACUCACACCUGACUGGUGCCAAGGUCUACUACGCCUACUCCACCAAGACAUCCAACUAUGAGUACAUCGACAUCCCCUUCCAUAACCAGUACUUCCACAUCUCCAUGCUGGACUAUAACGCCAGAGACCGCACGCUGUACGCCUGGAACAAUGGCCACCAGGUGCUGUUCAACGUCACUCUGUUUCAUGUCAUCCACACCCAGGAAGACAUGGCAUCUCCCAAAGAGCAGUAACUGCCACAAAUUUCCCACCUGUCCAAGAUUUGCAAUCCUUCCUUUUCUUGGAGUGAGUUUUUCAUAAAAUAAUGCCGAUCUAGGUCUGUGUGUAAAGCGUGUGUAAGUAUAGCUGUGCUACUGGAGGUAAAUCCUAUCCAUCCAUCAUCAUCAACAUGACUGCAGUAACACUCGGAUCAUCCUGCACACUCCAGCUCAGGAGGUGUCUGACAGGCAGAUUCCCCACACUGUUGGAUGUUACCACAACUAAUGCACCAACACACGUUUAAUUCACUCUAUUAGCAAUCACACAGCAUAAUACAUUAUCCGAUCAACACAGUGAGGAUAAAGGGAGGUGAACACAAAAUGCUGCAGUAACUCAGCGGGAGAGGCAGCAUCUCUGGAGAGAAGGAAUGGGUGACGUUUUGGGUCGAGACCUUUCUUCAGACUUGAGUGUCA